Molecule: messenger RNA, 2969 nt
Organism: Amblyraja radiata (thorny skate)
Lineage: Eukaryota; Metazoa; Chordata; Chondrichthyes; Rajiformes; Rajidae
Gene: gdpd1
Product: glycerophosphodiester phosphodiesterase domain containing 1
Exons: 10
Coding region: 155-1105 (316 amino acids)
Biological process (GO): N-acylethanolamine metabolic process; glycerophospholipid catabolic process
Cellular component (GO): endoplasmic reticulum membrane
Molecular function (GO): phosphatidylcholine lysophospholipase A1 activity; phosphoric diester hydrolase activity
Source: RefSeq, a predicted model, not a curated record
GCGGCGGCGGGCACCGGCUGCUGCCGCCGGGAGGGGGAGAGGGAGCAGAGUGCGGCAACCGGCGGCUGCCUCACAGCGCGACCACCUUCCUCUCCCCCCCCCCCUCCCCUCAGCCCAGCCCACUACCUGGCGCCUCAAGAAGAAGAAGAGGAAGAUGUCGUCUACGUUGUGUCUCCUAUCCACCCUGGGCGGCUAUGUCCUGUCGGCGGCUCUGCUCUUUAGGUGCCCGACGCUGCUGCACAGCAAGAAGCGUCAGAGCUUCAGAUGCCGCCACAUCUCGCAUCGCGGGGGUGCGGGAGAGAACCUGGAAAAUACAAUGGCAGCCUUCAGGCAUGCUGUGCAGUUGGGAACAGACAUGCUGGAGCUCGACUGUCACCUGACCAAAGAUGAGCAAGUAGUUGUGUCACAUGACAGCAACCUGAGGCGAACCACUGGUUUCAAUGUGAACAUCGAAACCAUCAACUUUUCAGAUCUUCCACUCUACAACUGCAGGCUACACGUGUCCUUCAAGAGAGAUGGUUUCUGUGAUGGAGGUGAUGACAAGCGAAUUCCACUCUUGAAAGAAGUGUUUGAUGCUUUCCCCACUACGCCCAUCAACAUUGAUAUUAAAGUCGACAAUGACCUCCUCAUCGAGAAGGUAUGUGAUUUGGUGAAGGAGUAUAAUCGUCAGGACUUCACUGUCUGGGGCAACGGCAGUGAAGCUAUUGUGAAGAAGUGUUACAGAAUGAAUCCCAACAUCCCGCUCCUAUUUAGCCUGCAGAAGGUGCUGCUGCUGGUGGGUCUCUUCUACACGGGGCUCCUGCCGUUCGUCCCCCUCCGAGAGCAGUUCCUCGAGAUCCCCAUGCCCACCAUCAUGCUGAAGUUGAAGGGGCCGUGCAAGAUAUCCUGGACACAGCGGCUGGGGAUCUGGCUCGCUGACACGUUACUCAUGAGGAAAUGUCUAUUCGAGCAUCUCAAAGCGAGAGGAAUUCAGGUUUACAUCUGGGUUUUGAACGACGAGGAAGACUUCAAGAGAGCCUUUGAUUUGGGGGCGACAGGAGUCAUGACCGACUACCCAACGCGACUGAAGACAUUCCUGGAAAGUUAUAGCUUCAAGGAGCAGUAGGAGGAGAGAUGGUAGAAGGAUGGACGGGGAGGGGAGGAGGCACGGAGCUCGUCAUUGUGGGCGGAUAGCUUGUGUUUGUAGACAGAACACUCUCCCAGCUGAUGUAAACCUUCACUGCAGCAACAGAAUGGCUUGAAGUGCUGUGUCUUGUUCUCUUCUGGCUACCUUUAAGUUGCACCGGCAGGCAGUGUUCCCUUUGAAAGCCGAUGGUUUGUUUGAAACGUUACUAUAUAAAUAUUUAAAGUACUUUGAGAUAUUUCAAGCCAAGUGUUUGUUGGGAAGCAGCUCCCCUGUCUAGACGUCCACAUAAAUUUAUAUUUAAAAAUAAGUUUAUUUUGGACACUCGUGAAAACUACUGCAUGAGGCCAUUUGGCCCAUCGUGCCCGCACUGGCACUUAGAGAGAGCACUCCAAUUAAGCCCCCCCCCCCCCCCGUAAUUCAUUCCAUUCCUUUUUUCAACUAUUUAUUCACUUCACUUAGAAGAUGGGAUGGAAUCGUCCUUCAAGUGACAUGGUCUGGAUCUCAGCAAUGAAAAUAAUGACCACGUUGGAAUAAAAAACUGGGACCUUCCGGAAAUGCCUGGAUCAGAGAGAAAUGAAACUUGAGUUUCAAGGCAUAAACUUUGCAGGCUGUGAUGUGAUGUGUUUUUUUGGGGGGGGGGGAUUUACUGGGAGGUUUACUGAGCAGAGUCCCCUACCCGAAGCGUCACCUAUCCAUGUUCUUCAGAGAUGCUGUCUGAUCCGCUGAGUUACUCCAGCAUUUUGUGUAUUUUUCUCUUAAUCCUAUUCUGACGCUGAUUACAGUAAUAAGGGAAGGCCAAUUCAGUGUGAAGGCCCUUCAGCCCUUCAAACCUGUUCUGUCAUUCAAUAUGAUCGUGAGGGUUUUGUUUGUUGGUUUAUGGUCCAUCUUGGAUUCUGCCACUGAUCAUUAACCCUGUCUGGCAAAGGAGCUUUGAUCUGUGAUUUAAACUGAUGAAUCUAGCCUUGGUCUGCUCCAGUCAGGGGCCCUGCACCCUUUACUAGAAGAAGCCCCCUCCCUCAAUGGUUCUUUAUUAUCACGUGUACCAAGGUACAGUGAAAUUCAUUUUUUUACAUACAGAUCAGUAACUUUAUUGCCAUACAUAAGUACAAUUCCCGAUCAAGUACUGAAUGCAUAAAACAUCCCACUGAGUUCAUAUGCAAGAGUCGCCAGGUUUUGGCACCAUUUUCAAAGACCCAGCUGCAGGUGGCCAUGAAGGCUCAUUGCAGCCAUCGCCUCCAUCUGAUUCGUCCGGCAAGCUAUUGUCCCUCUCCUCGCCCGGCCACCUUCAGCCUUGUGACCUGCCCUUGAUGUCACCUUCUGCUGGAGGCUCACAUUGGACUAGAAGGGGUCUCGCUGAUUUGAGUCCGAUUGUGCGGCAGAGCUGAGGCCUUGUGUGGUUGGAGAUGACAAGAGAUAACAAACCGACUUCUCUUCACCCCCGUGCAUAGAAUUAGUUGCUGCAGUCCUGUUCCUGCCUCUGAUGCCACCUUCUGCCCCUUGUGCUGGACAUUUCCCUUUGCCAAACCCCAUUGAUUUCUUCCAGAAUGCCUUCCCAAACUCCCCCCAUCCCAACUUGUCUGAACCUUCGGUAUUCUGGGAUCAAGAAUCUGGUUUAGUCCGGGUUGUCUCCCUUGACAGAGGCUGAAUAACUUUACCCAGAUCAGUCGGCAACCAAACCUGGAUACAUGUCUUGGUAACUCAUUGGGUGCGUGGCAGGUCUAAGGGUUCGUGGAAGAGCCACUGGUUGCAGCAGUUCCCAAACCUAAUGCCAAUGACUGCACCGGGUACCAGUGGUGUUUGGAACAGCUGGAGGCUGUGUCACCACUAAUGACAUCUGCGGCAG